Pangasianodon hypophthalmus (striped catfish) is the source of this 2818-nucleotide messenger RNA. RefSeq lists its product as uncharacterized. The record is from RefSeq and is a predicted model, not a curated record. The coding region runs from base 159 to 455 and encodes 98 amino acids. Lineage: Eukaryota; Metazoa; Chordata; Actinopteri; Siluriformes; Pangasiidae. The transcript is spliced from 5 exons.
GCCUGCUAGCUCCCAGGUCCCCUCUGGCACUUUAAGUGCUGUUUACCCGAGGAAAGGCAUGGCCGGUCUGGAAGAGCCUGGUGCUUUUUAAAUGGAAUAGAAAAUUUCACACUCUUAUACACUGCUGAUGAUCAGUUGGCCUGGAGAAACACUGAAGCAUGAGAACGGAGGGGAGAAACCUCACAGUGCUACAGCAUGGCAACUUGUCACAGGUCAUCCCUCCUGCCCCCGCAUGGCUACCCCUUACUUCACACAGAAACGGUUCAUUGGUGGCAUCUCCGGCCCCAAUCACUGAGAGGCCCAAACACAGCGGGAUCGUACCAGGUAUGAUAGCUGCAGGGAUCUUUAUAAUCUUGCUGCUGGCUCUCUACGCUAUCCUGUGGAAAUGCAUGGUGUCUCCACCCAAAAGGGGAAAAAGGAAGCGGAUCUUAAAGGGGGCCAAUGCAACAGCGUGACCUCACCGAAGUCAAGCUUUUCCUGGAGCUGUAUUUUUAUGAGCAGACAUUUUGUUUCGUGAACUUUAAUGAACAAAAGUUCUAGACAUGGCUCUGUAAAAACCUCCUGAUGACCUGCACUGUUCUGUGGGACAACAAAAGGUUUUUUUUUAUUCUGUGUGAGGCCACGAUUCUUCAGACUGUGGCCUAAUCGGGAAAAAAAAUUUGUGGUAUCAUGGCCACUAGAUGGCAGUACGGUGUAUGUUUUGGUGACAUUCCCUAGCCUCUGGGAUUUAAAAAAAAUGCAUGUAUGGACUGGAUGAACUAAAAUGAAAGUUCUUGCAGAUGUUCUGUAAAAAUGUUGCUCCUUAUUUCAAGGGACAUUUGAGUAUUUUUAUCACACCUUUGUUGCUUUCCCCCUCAAUGCCUUGGAAGUGAGUAUCUUCUAUAUGAAGUGUCAGACUGCACAGGAAUAGGGUGUAGAAAAGCAUGGACAGCUCUUCCUGUUUGGACUUUCCCUUGGCAGCAAAAACAAUAUAUUUAAAUGAUUUCCUUGGCUAGAAUCUUAACUAGCUGGCUAAUCAUCUAAUCAGCUAUUGGCAGGGCCGGGUGGUAUAAAUGCUAAGUACAAAAGUACAGGGCUAAGUACAAAAAGGUCAAAAUGUCAAUAUAAGAUUUCGUUUUUGGCAUCCAUAUCAGAUUAUAUGAUGUUAGCAAAUGUUUUAAAACGGAUUAUUUAGGAAUUUUGAAGAACAGCAUCAGAAAUGGUUGUAGGUAAAAAUACACAGAAUGGUAUAAAGUGAUGAGAAACAAGACUGAGGCUGAUUUCUUUCCAGCCCAGACUGUAGAUUCACGCAGCCUAUCAGCAACAGUUGUGCCAGGUGAUUACACGGAGUGAAACCCCCCCUAGAUUUGAUCUCCACAUGAGCUGAUAUCAUUUUACGCAUAUCUUUAACACGUCAUCAGCAGUGAUCGAGAAGUCGCAUGUGAAAUACAGUUGCAGAUGAAAUGAACGUGAAUGAGGUGGAUUAUUUACUCGAUCUACUUUUUUUUUCCAAAAUGCUUUUGGAGGGGAAACUAAAAGUAGAUAGACUAAGCACACAUUGUCCAAUCAAAGUACAAAUUACAAAAAAGGACAGAUGAAAGACCUGCAAGUGUAAUGUUUUUUUUUUUUUGUUUUUUUUUUUACCAUUUUUGUCUUUGGAAGAAACAUACCAAGAAGUCAUUAAAAUCAAUCAAUGCAGCUACUAAUUUGUCUUUAAGAGCAUGUGUGUGUGUGUGUGUGUGUGUGUCUUUAAGAGCAUGUGUGUGUCUAAUAGUUUGCCCCACAUUAUUUAUAUUUAUUCUUAUUAUUAUAUUAAGCCAUCAAUGAGAUCUUGCUAUAUAAUGCAUUGCUCAACCCUAGUAAUUUCAUUGUUGAGCUUUUGAUAGAUAUUAGACUUUAGCCCUUGAAAUAAUCGUGACCAGUUCCCACCUGUUAUUGGGUAUUUUGCUGCUUCUGUUUACAUAUAAAAAUCUAUAAAUAAUACUUUAUAUGCAAUUUUUAAAAAUGGAAAUGGAAUCAGAUGCCUUCUGAGUAAGAUUUCAGCUGAAAUGAUGAAAGUUAUGAAAUGGCCAAUAAGAUGGCGACAGGGAUUUGACCAAGGGGAAGUCAACAAGACCGUUUUUUAAAACAGUAUCAGAACACAGGGGUAUUUUCUCCCAAACAUCCCCUUUGGCUUGUGUAAACUCCACACUACACAGAGUGACACUGUGUGUGUGUGUGUGUGUGUGUGUAUGUGUGUGUUAUCUUUCAGAGCACUAGAGCACAAUUCUUACUAGGUCAAAGUGUGUGUGCCUUAGACAUUUUGAGAGGUUGGUAAAAACAACAUUUUCCGUUUUUAUUUUAUUGCAUUUAAUCCAUUAUAUUCCACGUUAAUGUAAUUUUAAUGUAUUGAAUGUAAUAUUUUCAUCACCAAUAGAAUUGAGAUUAUUUUAAAUAACUUUUAAUAACUUGAAUAAAUUUCAGGUGUGGUUCUCUUACUUUCAUCACAUUAUGCCUUGAUUUACUAAUUUUCCAAAUAAAAUGUGCUAACAGGUGUGUGCAAUCUGAUAAAUCAUGUGCGGGGAGUGGGCGUGUUGUGAGUUAUGCACAAACAGUAAUUGUUUAAUGAUGUCACAUGCAAAAUAGAGGUAGCGAACAAUAUGUAAAUGACAGUUAAACCGAAACCUGAAACUACGCAUUCAUGUUUCCAUGUCAAGUAUAACACCGAAUAAAGGUGACAAAAAACUGAUCCAAAUACGAUCAGAACACCAAAUAAAUGAGUGAAGAUGUGAAAGAGGUAAAUUUAAAAGAAAACCUUUUCACUUGUUCAUAUAGUGUACAUAUAAAUAGUCCCUCGAAU